Messenger RNA from Knipowitschia caucasica, 885 nucleotides. The record is from the annotation of a GenBank genome assembly. Lineage: Eukaryota; Metazoa; Chordata; Actinopteri; Gobiiformes; Gobiidae.
AUGAGUAACAGGAGCCAGGGCCUGUCUCUCCUGCUUCCUCCCACUAGUUUUGGCAACGUGUUGAUGAUUGUCUUUAGCGUCCUUCUCCCCGCCGUCAUAAUCUUCCUGAACGUGUCCGUGGGUCUGGCCAUCCUCCUGAACCGGGCCUUGCGUAACGAGAGCCGCUUCUUGUACAUGCUGAGCACCUGUGUGAGCGACGUCUGCACAGGGGCGUCGUACUACUACGUGGGACUUCUCGACGUCAGAGACUUCCCUGAUUCCCCGACGCACUCUCUCUACGUGGCCCCUACGUUUUUAGGUCUGUCCGUCAUGGCCAUCAUGGCAGCUCAGGCCGACCGGUACCACGCCGUCGUCUCUCCUUUCAAAUACUCCCAGAGAAUAACGCGGAACAGGACGAUUCUUAUCAUCGCUUCCUACUGGGUUUACGCCUUCUUUAUCGUCGGCGUGCACAAUCUGGUCACGUUAGAGAUAGCCAGACGCGUCACCAAUGUGGGCUCGUUUGUGGCCAAUGUCCUGACGGUGAUAAUCAUGAUCGGAAUGAACGUCCGGUUGUUUUUUAUCGCGAAGCUUCAGCUGCACAGACUACCCCCGUCUGAGGAGAGAGACACCAAGCUGUCCUCUGUGUAUCUGAUUCUGGUGGUGGUGGCUUUCUUCUUGGUCGCGUGGGCGCCGCUCUUGAUCCAUAGCGUGGCCUGUAAUUUGGCAGGCUACACGUGUUACCUGUUCCGGAACGAGGGCACGGACCCCAUGCGCAUUUUGCCUCGAUUGAACUCAGCGCUGACUCCUGUGUUGUACAUGAGAGGCUGUGCGGCUAUCAGGGACACGGUGAUCUCCCGGGUCUGGAGACACGGCUGUGGGAGGAGGAGAGUGGGCCAGACACUUUAA